AUGUCUACCGAAGUCAUACUCCCCCAUUCGGCCGCCUCGCCCUCCCUCGACCCCACUACCUCUCCGGGACCAUUCGAGGGCCCCGAGAAGCUCUUGGAAGUCUGGUUCGCCCCGUCUGCGGACGCCCUCGGACCGAACGCUGUUGCGUCUAGCAGUUCUGGACCUCGGAGGCGAGCAGGUGAUAAAGAAUGGAAGGGGCUCAGACAGGUGCCGAGGGAGGUAUGGGAGGAGAUGUUGGAUAUUGUCAAGUGCAAGGUGUUGAGCUUGGUGGAAGGGGAUGAGAUCGAUGCGUACCUGCUUAGCGAGUCAUCAUUAUUCGUGGCACCGCAUCUCAUCAUCCUCAAGACGUGCGGGACGACGCUCAACCUGCUGGGUCUGCAUCGGAUCAUCGAGAUUGCGAGGGAGUAUUGCGGGUUCACCAAUAUCUGGCGGUGUUUCUACUCCCGAAAGAGCUUCUUCUUCCCCGAACGGCAGAGCGGGCCACACAAGGACUGGCGAGACGAGGUGAACUUCCUUGAUGGCAUCUUUGGCUCGGCAGGUACCGCCUACAUUGUCGGCCCAAUGAACAGGGACCACUGGCUUCUAUACCUCACGUCUCCUAAUACCGAGCCCCUCCUCCCUUCGUCCUCUUCUUCCUCGUCGCCCGAACGACCUCGCCUCUCCCUCCCUUCCCCAUCCCACACACCCACCACCACCUCCGCCAAGCUAGUCUACGAAGACACGACGCUCGAGAUCCUCAUGUCGCAUCUCCGUCCCGCCGGGCGCGAGCCCUUCUUCCCCGCCUCGUCGGCCGGUGAAGGGGGCCACGAGCUCGGUCGUCGUAUAUCCUCUCAGCUCGGUAUAGACACUCUGUUCCCAGCGGAUGAAACGACGCUGGAUUCGUUCGGAUUCGAUCCGUGUGGGUACUCGGCGAAUGCCGUGGUUGGGUCCGGGUUGCCCAGCAGCGGAGCAGAAGGGGAUGGAGGGAAGGGCGGUGGAUACUUUACGAUCCACGUGACGCCCGAAGAAGGGUGGAGUUAUGCGUCGUUCGAGUGCAAUGUGCCAUUACCUACGGCGGAGGACGACGCUUCCCCAUCGCCAUCCCCAGCGGUAUCGGUCAACGGGAAAACACCAACGGCUACGAUGACACGGCCGGACCUCCCUACACUCAUCCGCAAAGUCGUCGAUAUCUUCCAACCAAACAGGCUCAGUAUCACAUUAUUCGUUUCGACCCCUUCACCCAUGAUCGACUCUAAGACGGCGGAGAUUGAGGGUCAGGCAUGGAAGGCCUUCCGAGGGGAUAUGCUGGGCAAGGAGUUUGAGAGGAAGGAUCGGAUAGGAUACGAGUUUGUCGGGUACGAUCUGGUCUUUGCGUGCUUUGAGAGAAGGGGGUGGACCGAGCCGGCAGGCGGGAAGGCGGCGAUGGGGCUUGCGUAG
Molecule: messenger RNA, 1416 nt
Organism: Dioszegia hungarica
Lineage: Eukaryota; Fungi; Basidiomycota; Tremellomycetes; Tremellales; Bulleribasidiaceae
Product: S-adenosylmethionine decarboxylase
Exons: 5
Coding region: 1-1416 (471 amino acids)
Biological process (GO): spermidine biosynthetic process; spermine biosynthetic process
Cellular component (GO): cytosol
Molecular function (GO): adenosylmethionine decarboxylase activity
Source: RefSeq, a predicted model, not a curated record